AUGCCCACCGAUGUAUUCGCCCAGCGAGUCAUCAGCAAGAUCGUCAGCCCUGAUCCCCCAAACUAUAUGUUUUUCGGUUCCAAAGUCUACCAUGCUCAGUGUGAUAAGCUAGCUGCCGAUGUCGCGGGUUCUUUCGAUCGUACUGACGUAUCGCGUCUUCAGGGCGCCUUGCUACCAGUCAUGGCACUACCGUUCAUCCUGAACAUACUUCCGUCCCCGACUUCAAGCAACGUGUUCUACACCGGCGCCAUCGAGAAGUUCGACGAGAAUGUAUUCGAGAGCGCGGGCUUCCCUCCUUGGGGCGCGGGAGGGUCCACCAUCAAAGUUUCCGUCGACAAAUCCGACUCUACCGGCAUGUUUAUGGCAUACUACUUCGGCCUGUCUGUCCUAUCCUCAGAAAUCCAGGACGGGCAGAUGAUUAUUCCGGAGGGACUUCAAGAUGUGGUAUUCGCCAGAGUGGUGUCUGAGAAGCCCACAGAGGGCAAGCCGCCUAGCGACGAGACGAUCAGGAGCGGGUUAGUGGUUAUUGAUUUUGGGCUGCCUGCUGACGCGAAGUAUGAGUCGCCCAUGGAGAUCCUUGCCUAG
Gloeophyllum trabeum ATCC 11539 is the source of this 585-nucleotide messenger RNA. RefSeq lists its product as uncharacterized. The record is from RefSeq and is a predicted model, not a curated record. The transcript is spliced from 3 exons. Bases 1 to 585 code for a protein of 194 amino acids. Lineage: Eukaryota; Fungi; Basidiomycota; Agaricomycetes; Gloeophyllales; Gloeophyllaceae.